Messenger RNA from Cynara cardunculus var. scolymus (artichoke), 731 nucleotides. Its product is annotated as putative germin-like protein 2-1. The record is from RefSeq and is a predicted model, not a curated record. Gene Ontology annotation, molecular function: manganese ion binding. The transcript is spliced from 2 exons. The coding region runs from base 47 to 694 and encodes 215 amino acids. NCBI's taxonomy places the organism in Eukaryota, Viridiplantae, Streptophyta, Magnoliopsida, Asterales, Asteraceae. Gene Ontology annotation, cellular component: cell wall.
CUCGAGCUACCAACGUUCAUCAAAGAAAAACUUCACUUCUCAAAAAAUGGCAUCUCGUUUGUGUUUAUUUAGUCUCCUCAUCGCAAGUUGUUCACUUGCUAUGGCUUCAGACCCAAGUCCUCUCCAAGAUUUUUGUGUUGCUGCUCCAAAUCCCCGAGUAUUCGUUAAUGGUGAAUUCUGCAAAGAUCCAAAGCUUGUGCAAGCAGAUGAUUUCUUUUUUAGGGGACUCCACCUUAUGGGAGAUACAUCAAAUGCGGUUGGGUCUAAUGUGACUGUCGUAACUGUAGCAGAGUUACCGGGACUCAAUACUUUUGGAAUUUCAAUGGCUCGUAUUGACUUUGCUCCAUGGGGUAUUAACCCUCCCCACACACACCCUAGGGCCACUGAAAUCUUGACGGUCCUAGAAGGCAAUAUUGAAGUCGGUUUUGUGACAUCUAACCCUGAAAACCGUCUUAUCACUAAAGGACUUCAAAAGGGUGAUGUUUUCGUUUUCCCACAAGGUUUGAUUCACUUCCAAAGGAACGUCGGUAAUGGAUAUGCCGUUGCUAUUGCAGCUUUGAGUAGCCAAAAUCCGGGUGCCAUCACCAUUGCAAAUGCAGUGUUUGGUUCUAACCCAGAUAUCGCUAGAGACAUUCUUGCAAAGGCUUUUCAAGUGGACAAGAAUGUUGUUUAUCAAAUUCAAUCAAAAUUCUAGACCCUCACGUGAUCUAAUGUCGGUUUUAUUAACUUAU